AUGGCUAUGUAUGGAUCCCCGGUGCGAAGACCAGUGACGCAGUCCAGUGGCGGCGGAGGCUCAGCCAAGGAUGAUGUUCCAGCAAAAAUCAGGCAGGAACUUUCUCGGUUUGAGCAGAGCAUAAAAGAUAUGCAAUCAAGUAUGAGGUCUCUCAACGAGACACUUUCUGAAGUUUACGGCGAGUCGCUUCCAAGAGCCAACGAGUUUCAGAGAGCACUCCAGGAUGAGAACACCUUAUUGGAUAAUUUUGCUCGUGACGUACAUGGGGUUGAUCAGCCACUGAGACAGUUCGAGCAUCAGUACGACAGCGGCGGUUCGUCAGACAAUUCCGGCCUGGCCAGUGCCAACAAGAAAAGCGAGUUUGUAGCCUCCGUUCUUGGAACACUGUUCGAGGGCCAAGACGUAUUCUUCUCAGAGAGUUUAAAGGUUUCUCAAGUUCUAAUGAACAUAGUUUCACAAACCAAGCACCUUCCGACUCCGAGAGAGGCAAGACUUGCUAAAGAGUUAGCUGAGGAAAUAGGUUCAAAGAGCGUUAAUGCGUUAACGUCUUCGACUAAGAAAGUAGUGGGAGGAACGUCCCCGUUUGCACAGGGUGGGCACGGACACCGUGGCCCAGGCGCGCUGGUCGGUGGAGCUUACGGCAGUCAGCAACCCCAGUCCAGAGGCGCAGGGGUCAAGCCAGCAUCGAGAUUCACCUCGCAACAGUCGAACGCACCUAACCGCGUCUAUAUCUAG
Asterias rubens (European starfish) is the source of this 735-nucleotide messenger RNA. RefSeq lists its product as uncharacterized. The transcript is spliced from 7 exons. The record is from RefSeq and is a predicted model, not a curated record. The coding region runs from base 1 to 735 and encodes 244 amino acids. Lineage: Eukaryota; Metazoa; Echinodermata; Asteroidea; Forcipulatida; Asteriidae.